UGGGUCUGCACAUUGAGAAAGUGCAGCUGCAAAUGAGCCAGCGCUCUCGGUGAAUGCGUGUGUGUUUAAGACGCGGAGCUGCGCCGCGCUGGAGGUGCCAACGCAUCCAACAGAGAGGCGAGCGAGCCAGCGGACCGACGGCACGGAUUAACGCACCAGCCGAGCACAUGGAGCACCUGUUCGUCCUGGCUUCUUUAUCUGCCUUCAUCCCCGUUGCAGAGUCGACUGCAAUCCAGUUCCACCCUGAUGCUGAUGCUUGCCCCCUGGGUUUCUUCCCCUGUGGGAAUCUCACCAUUUGCUUGCUGCAGCUCUUCCACUGCAAUGGAAAUGUGGACUGUGACAAUGGAGCCGAUGAGGAGAAUUGCGUUGAUGACAAUGGCUGGCCUCAACUCUUUAAUUCAUUUAUGAAGACAAAAACCGAAGAGCCAAAAGAAUGUUUGCUGGAUGUCUAUCCAGAGCAAUGCACCUGUGAAAGCCGAAAAAUCUUGUGCAUACAGAAGGAUCUGGAGGCUGUGCCAGCUGUAUCAUCCAAUGUAACAGUUCUGGACCUGCAGGGCAACCGUAUCCAGACUUUGCCAGCGGGGCUCUUCAUUCGCUACAAAAACCUGGUGAACCUGAUGUUGCAGAAUAACGGCAUUGUCAACAUCUCUAAUCAAGCAUUUUCAGGACUAGAGAACCUCAAAAAACUGUUCCUCCAUCAUAAUCAGAUUGAAGUGCUUAAGCCAGGAGUCUUCAAGGAGCUGAAGAGCCUUGAUUGGUUAAUUCUUGAUAACAACAGGAUAAGUACCAUCCACCAGAAAUCAUUCACAGGAUUGCAGUCACUCUUCUUUCUGUCUCUUUUGAAUAACUCAGUCAGAAGCCUUCCAAGAGAAUCGUUCUGUGAGGAGCUGCCAAGGUUAAACUGGUUGGAUAUGGAGGGCAACCAAAUCCAGUAUCUGAGGAGCAAAGAUUUCCAGGAAUGCACCAUCAUGACUGUGCUAAUCCUACGCAGAAACCAAAUUCGAGGGAUAGAAAGGGACGUAUUUUCCAGGAUGCGGCUGAUAGAGCUUGACCUCUCAAUGAACCAAAUUAAAGAUCUGCUGCCAUCCCUCUUCCGGAAUCAGCAGAGUCUGAAGCAGCUGAACAUUUCUCACAACCCUUUGGCUCACAUCAAUGACACUCAGUUUGACGGCCUCAUUAACCUGCACUCCCUAAGCAUGGAAGGGAUAGAAAUUCCAAAUAUCCAUAACCGCAUGUUCAGAAAGAUGGAAAACCUGUCUCACAUAUACUUUAAGAAGUUUGAGUACUGCGGCUUCUCCCCUAAUGUGCGCAGCUGCAAGCCCAACACUGAUGGCAUCUCAUCCUUUGAGAACCUCCUGGCUAACAUCAUCCUUCGUGUGUUUGUCUGGGUUGUGGCCUGCAUCACCUGCUUUGGCAAUGUCUUUGUUAUCUGCCUGAGGUCCUGUGUGGUGUCAGAAAACCGACAUCACACCAUGUCCAUCAUGGCAUUGUGUUGUGCGGACUGUCUGAUGGGGAUCUACCUCUUCUUCAUUGGAACCUAUGACAUUCGAUAUUGUGGGGAGUACAACAGGCAUGCCCAGGAAUGGAUGGAGAGCAUGCAGUGCCAGCUGAUUGGCUCUCUGGCCAUGCUGUCCACUGAAGUGUCUGUCAUGCUUCUGACUUACAUGACUGUGGAAAAGUACCUCUGCAUCGUCUUCCCAUUCAGUCCACACCGAGCAGGCAAGAAGCAGACACUCUUCAUCCUCAUCACUAUCUGGGUGUUAGGCUUCAUCAUAGCUGUUGUACCCUUCUUCUACAAGGACUCAUUUGGGAACUACUAUGGGAGAAAUGGAGUCUGCUUCCCUCUCAACUCGGACCAAACUGAAAAGCUGGGAGCCAGCAUAUACUCCACCUCGAUCUUUCUGGGGUUGAAUCUGGUGGCCUUUGUAGCCAUUGUCUUCUCCUACACCACCAUGUUCUAUUCCAUUCGGAAAACGGGAGCCAAGACCGGGGAGAGAAGUGUCUACCAGCGAGAAGUGGCCAUUGCUAAGAGGUUCUUCUUCAUCGUUUUCACCGACGCACUAUGCUGGAUUCCCAUCUUCCUUCUCAAGCUUCUGUCACUGCUGCGGGUUGAAUUCCCAGGCACCAUCACCUCGUGGGUUGUUAUCUUCAUCCUACCCAUUAACAGUGCCCUGAACCCCAUCCUCUACACCAUCACCACUGCUGCCUUCCAAGAGAAACUGAAGCACUGCCUCAAGGCCAAGUGGCAGCAGUCAACCCUCAGAGACAGCCGUCACAGUAUGGCAAUGGUUUCCACACACACCACAGCAGAAUAAAAGCUCCCCAGUGCUCGCUUCUUCAAUUUGGCGUUCUUCCUUCCUCGCUUCACCUGUGUGCACCCGGUGUAUCCACCUCUGUCACCCCAUUCUUCUCUGAGGUGUGUUACAGAUUUGGAACAGGCCACAGACAGCAAGAGAAGUGUACCCUUCAUGUAUUGUCACCAGUGCCAGAAAGCACCUCCAACACCAGGCCAUAAUCCUAAAGGGAUGGUCAUACCAGUGACUUCCAGGAGUUAAAGAAGAGGCAUUUGUGAGCCUUGGAGACUUGCAAGUGGACAGCAAGGACUUCCCAGAAGUAAUCAUAAGCUGCUGCGGCCAAAGCGCUUGCAGAUUAAAUGAGAUUAGACUACCCUCUAGUGGCCCUGAAGGAAAACUGCGACACAUUAGAAUGAAGAAUUCCCCAUCCAUUCCAGUUUCUUUACUGUACCCAAAUGAAACCUACCUCAUGUCUAAGGACAGCAGGAGCAGACUUCCCUCUUUAACUGGGGGCCUAGUGGCCUCCUGCAGGGAGAGGCUUACAGGAACCUCCAACAAGUACAAACACCACAGGAUGAGAUUUUUCCACCCGAGGUACUCGUCUGGCCAGUGGUGUUGUGUCCUUGAUGUGCCACUUCAGCUUUUGUACAUACAAGAGGACAGGAGUGGAAGUUAGGGGGGAGUGUAUUUAGAACUAAAGCACUACUUUACGCAAUGAGUUGUAGGAAUCUUGAACUACAAAAACAUACAGUUGAAGCAGAAAACCUUGUCAGCCUUAAAGACAUACGAGGAUGAUAUACGGAGACAGCUCAGCCAUUAGCUGAACAAAUGAGGUUGACGGACUGAAUGGUCACAUCUCAUUUGUAAAACUGCUUAGCAUCUUAUCAUGCUGGAGAACCUGUGGAUGCCAGUCCAGUUCUGGCCAGCUGCCUGGGUCCUCAAGUCACAUGCCCAUGAAGAGCUCGUGGUGUCAGGAUAACACUACAGUGACUCCCUCCGACGGAUCUCCUCUGCUUUCAUUAGCAGGCUUGUUAUAUCCAGCAGCACUCAGUCUGUAAAUGUUUUUAGUGUAUAUAGUGCCUUUCACAAAGCACUCCAUUCCACAUUGUUACCUCAUAUCAGCACCCUUAUGAAAGGCUUUAAUAAAUACCGUAUACACU
Molecule: messenger RNA, 3454 nt
Organism: Polypterus senegalus (gray bichir)
Lineage: Eukaryota; Metazoa; Chordata; Cladistia; Polypteriformes; Polypteridae
Gene: rxfp2l
Product: relaxin family peptide receptor 2, like
Exons: 18
Coding region: 54-2315 (753 amino acids)
Biological process (GO): G protein-coupled receptor signaling pathway
Cellular component (GO): membrane
Molecular function (GO): G protein-coupled receptor activity; protein binding
Source: RefSeq, a predicted model, not a curated record